Messenger RNA from Hirsutella rhossiliensis, 966 nucleotides. Its product is annotated as mitochondrial membrane transport complex protein. Gene Ontology annotation, biological process: mitochondrion organization. The transcript has 3 exons. The record is from RefSeq and is a predicted model, not a curated record. Gene Ontology annotation, cellular component: SAM complex. Lineage: Eukaryota; Fungi; Ascomycota; Sordariomycetes; Hypocreales; Ophiocordycipitaceae. Bases 1 to 966 code for a protein of 321 amino acids.
AUGGCCGCCGACGACUCCCCCCACGCCGCCAGUGCGUGGUUCGCGGUGCCAGCGCCGGUGCGCGACCUCUUCAAGCGCUUCCCGCUACGGACGCACCCGGCAGAGGCCCUGCCGGCGCGCGCCCCGGGGGCGGCACGGCCGCGCGCGCGCCUCUUUGUCUUUGUCGCCGGCGACGAUGAGGAGGCGCCGCCGAGCCAUAACCCGUCGUGUCUCAAGUGGCAGACAUAUCUGCGCAUCGCCGGCGUCGACGUCGACGUGGUGCCCUCAAACAACCACGCCUCGCCCUCGGGCGCGCUGCCCUUUCUCCUCCCCGCGGCGUCGGAUCCCCGGCCGGACGUGCCCCUGACGGGACACAAGAUUGCUCAGUACGCCCGGGAUCGUGCCGUGCAUCCCCUGCCGGAACAUGGUGGCACGACUCCCUUCCCUGCGCGCCGCGAGGCCUACCUCGCUCUCCUGACGCACAGCAUCCGCCCCGUCUGGCUUCACGCCCUCUACCUCGACUGGACCAACACCCCACUCCUAUCUGCCCUCUACCUCCCGUCAUCCCCCUUCCUCCGCGUCCCCCUCACCCGCACCCUCCGCGCCGCCGCCGCCGCACAAGUCCUCGCCACAACCCGCCGCCCGCUCAUCGACCCGCUCUCCCUCCUCGCCAACGCCGCCGCCGCCUUCCGCGCCCUCUCCGCCCUGCUCGCCGACAACGAGUGGUUCUUUGGCGCCGCCGCCCCGGGCCUCUUUGACGCCGACGUGUUUGCGUACACGCACCUCAUCCUCGACGAUCGCCACUGCCGACCCAAAAGCGGCUGUAGCAGUCGUGAUAGUAGCGACGGCGGCGGUGGGCUGGGCUGGGGGGAGCAUGGGCGUGCUUUGAGGGCCUGUCUCAUGGGGUUCGACAACUUGGUUGCACAUAGGAAUGCCUUGUACAGCAGGUGUUGGGGGAGUGAGGCAGGCAAGGGGAGGGCUGCCUAA